Molecule: messenger RNA, 551 nt
Organism: Enterospora canceri
Lineage: Eukaryota; Fungi; Microsporidia; Enterocytozoonidae
Source: the annotation of a GenBank genome assembly
AUGAGCAACAAGGUUGAUUUGUCUACUGCAAUUCUUGACACUGCCCUACCAAACCAGGUGGUCGUGAAUGCCAGUCUCCUGAACACCCUCAACAUCGGCCAGCACGAGAUCGCCCUGAACCCGGCUGACAUGACCAAGAACGCCCUCUUUGAGGCCGGCCCAGUCUUCGUGAGGGGAGCCAAACAAACAAGCGGCCUGUUCACGUGCAGGGUGGACGAGAGCCAGCAGCCCGGGACAGCGUGUCUGUCGAAAGAGGCGAGAGCGAAUCUGCGAAUCAGAUCGGGAGACACCGUGAAACUCUACCAGCCCGAAGACAGGCAGCUCGUGGACGCCUACCUGGUCUCACUGGCCGAAGUGGUCGAAACAACAAGGGGCCUCUCAGGCCGAGUCUUCGAGGAGGUCGUUGCGCCCUACUUUGACUCGAUUCCAGCGAGUUUCGUCUCAAAAGGAGGCGUCUACACCAUCGCAAGUGGAAUGCUACGAAUUGAGGUGAAGGUGACUGGGAUCAGGGGAGCACUGCCUGGCGAGAAGGAGGGCGAGGAGGUCGACCA